This is a messenger RNA of Daphnia pulicaria, 819 nucleotides long. It is a transcript of the gene mRpS26, whose product is annotated as probable 28S ribosomal protein S26, mitochondrial. The record is from RefSeq and is a predicted model, not a curated record. Bases 132 to 779 code for a protein of 215 amino acids. Gene Ontology annotation, cellular component: mitochondrial small ribosomal subunit. The transcript has 3 exons. NCBI's taxonomy places the organism in Eukaryota, Metazoa, Arthropoda, Branchiopoda, Diplostraca, Daphniidae.
AAGCAGACGAUGUCACGAACAGCCGGUGCUGGAGUGCAGCUUGUACACUUCGUUUGUCGUGUCAUUAUUGUUCAUUAAUUUGAUAAACACAGAACUUUCAACCUUUUUUUUUAUAUCAUUAAGAUUUCGCCAUGUUUGCCAGAAGUAGCAGUCGUAUAUUCAAUGUUAUUAACAUCUCGUGCAUACAGAGUAGAAGUGCGCGAGCAUGGGUGAGGAAACCACUCGGAUCACCUAUGGCCAAAUCGAAAAUGUUCCGAAUUGCUCCAAAAAAAUUCAUACCCGCCGAUGAGAAAGCCGAAGUUAAACGCCUUUAUGACAAUUACUUUCACCAAAUGAAGUCUUUAAGGCACUAUUUUUUUGAACAGUCUCUUGAACAAGCAGAAAGUGGAGAAGUGGCACAAAUGAAACACAGAUUGGAAGAAGAAGAGCAUAUUAGAUUGAUGGAAGAAAACCGUCUGGAAAAUGAAAAAACAGCUAAGUUGAGAGAAGAGAAAUUAAAGAUCCAGGCAGAGAAAACAAGAGAAAAUAUUCUAGCUUCUUUGAUUAACAAAGAGGAAGAAACUAGACUAUAUGAAAUUCAAAUUGAAGCUUUCCUUGAGAAACAAAAGACUACCCCAUUUAUCCAAGCUGAAAAUAUUGAAAAGGCUAUAGAAGAAGCACUUGCCAACCCUGUAGACUUUAAUUUUGCCAUUGAUCUCGAUGGAUACGUAUAUAGAGGGAGAGAAACUGCGAUUGAAAAAAUACCAGAGGAAGAGCGAGAGAGACUGCGUAGCAAUUGAAUGUAUUGAAAAGUGAUUACAUACAAUAUUUAGCAUUGUA